Capronia coronata CBS 617.96 is the source of this 1215-nucleotide messenger RNA. RefSeq lists its product as uncharacterized. Gene Ontology annotation, cellular component: ribosome. NCBI's taxonomy places the organism in Eukaryota, Fungi, Ascomycota, Eurotiomycetes, Chaetothyriales, Herpotrichiellaceae. The record is from RefSeq and is a predicted model, not a curated record. The transcript has 2 exons. Gene Ontology annotation, molecular function: RNA binding; structural constituent of ribosome. The coding region runs from base 1 to 1215 and encodes 404 amino acids. Gene Ontology annotation, biological process: cytoplasmic translation.
AUGCUGCAGCCACGGAUACCGCUUCGCACUUUGUGCAGGGGAUGCCAAUCCUCCCUGCCCGUUAUGCGACGCUCGUAUGCACAAGUCAUCGACCCAGUACAUCCUAGCACCUCAGUGCUGGACACAGCCCACGCCGAUCCUCCGUUAGCAGAACCGCAAGACAGAGUCGGUGCAGCCAGGGGGGAAGUUCGACUACGACGAUACACCCCACGAACUCCCGGUCUCCGUCACCUGAUCAGGCCCGUGAACGACCAUCUGUGGAAAGGGCGACCAUACUUCGACCUGACAUUCCCGAAAAAGGGUCAUGGGAAAGGAGGUAGAAAUGAUACUGGGCAUGUUGUGGUGCGACAUCGUGGGGGCGGGCAUAAGAGAAGGAUACGCAUUGUCGACUUUGCACGGCGCAAAGGCGGCAAGCAGGUCGUGGAGCGCAUCGAACACGAUCCUGGCCGAACCGCCCACGUUGCGCUGGUGAAAAACAUCGACGAUGGGACAAGAGCAUAUAUUCUGGCCGCUGAAGGCAUGCGCGCUGGCGACGUGGUGGAGAGUUACCGGUCCGGACUGCCGAAAACGUUGCUCCAGGAGAUGGGAGGACAAAUGGACCAGGGUGUGAUCGCUUCGAAGACCGCCCAUAGGGGUAACUGUUUGAAGUUGGGCAUGAUUCCCAUUGGGACGCCGAUUUUCAACAUCGCCCCAACACGGGAUGCGAUCGGCAAGAUCUGUCGUAGUGCUGGCACGCAUGGAAUCAUCAUUGGAAAGGGUGAAGACACGGUUCAAAAGGAAAUGAUCAAGCUCAUCGGGGACAGCGGGAAUGCGGACAUGUCAUCCUUGACCAAGGAUCAGCUGAGGAAAUUCGAAAAAGCAGCCAACUAUGUCACAGUCCGACUAUCAAGUGGUGAAGUUCGGCUCAUUGACAAGGAGGCUGUUGCAACCAUUGGAGUCGCAAGCAACAUCAACUUCAAAUAUACCUCACUCGGGAAGGCUGGACGCGCGCGUUGGCUCGGCAUUCGACCAACUGUGCGUGGACUUGCCAUGAACGCGGCAGAUCAUCCUCAUGGUGGUGGUCGUGGUAAAUCCAAGGGAAACCGCAUUCCCAUGAGUCCUUGGGGUAUUCCGGCCAAAUCAGGCUUCAAGACGAGGCCGAAGAACAAGGUCAAUCCUCUUGUCGUUACCCAACGGCCGAGAAACCAGGGCAGACGGCGCAGAGGUUACGCAUAG